Peromyscus californicus insignis is the source of this 735-nucleotide messenger RNA. Its product is annotated as cysteine-rich secretory protein 1-like. The coding region runs from base 1 to 735 and encodes 244 amino acids. The record is from RefSeq and is a predicted model, not a curated record. The transcript has 7 exons. Lineage: Eukaryota; Metazoa; Chordata; Mammalia; Rodentia; Cricetidae.
AUGACGUUAUUUCCACUGUUGUUGCUCCUGGCUGCUGUGUUACCUCCGUCCCUUCUUCAAGUACUUUUAAAAGAUAUGAAUUUUGAGGAUUUGAUAACCUCUAAAGAGUCAGUCCAAGAAGAGAUUGUAAACAAGCACAACCAACUGAGAAGAAUGGUUUCUCCACCUGGUAGUGACUUACUAAAGAUGCAAUGGAGCAAUUAUGCCCAAGUGAAUGCACAGAAAUGGGCAGACCGGUGCUAUUACACACCCAGUCUUCAAGGAGACAGGACCACUGACAUAAGAUGUGGUGAGAAUGUCUUCAUGUCACGUUACGCAGUAUCAUGGUCUCAUGUAAUCCAAAGCUGGUAUGAUGAAUCCAUAGAUUUCAGGUUUGGUUCAGGCCCAAAUCCAACUGAUGCAAUAGUUGGAAAUUAUACUCAGGUUAUUUGGAACACAUCUUUCCAAGUUGCUUGUGGAGUUGCUAAGUGCCCUUACCAAUUACUGGAAUAUGUAUAUAUUUGUCACUAUUGUCCUCUUGGUAAUACUGUAAGACGGCAAUACAUUCCUUACACAGUGGGAGAACCAUGUGCCCUUUGUCCUGAUCACUGUGACGAUGGACUAUGCACAAAUAGUUGUGAAUAUGAAAAUAAGUACGUUAACUGUGCAGAGUUGAAGACUUCACUAACCUGUGAUUAUCCAAUGGUUAAACAAAACUGCAAUGCUACAUGCAACUGUGAAGGCAAAAUUCAUUAA